Molecule: messenger RNA, 363 nt
Organism: Daldinia decipiens
Lineage: Eukaryota; Fungi; Ascomycota; Sordariomycetes; Xylariales; Hypoxylaceae
Exons: 2
Coding region: 1-363 (120 amino acids)
Biological process (GO): vacuole fusion, non-autophagic
Molecular function (GO): endopeptidase inhibitor activity
Source: RefSeq, a predicted model, not a curated record
AUGCGUUUCUCCUCUGCCAUCGCUGCAGCACUUGCCGUCGCCGCCGGUGUCUCGGCCGUCGACAUCCAGAAAUCCGUCAUUGUUAGCUUCCCGAGUGGAACCACCGACGACAUCGUCAACCGCGCAAAGGAUGAUAUCCGAAAGGCCGGUGGUGUGAUCACCCACGAGUACCAACUUAUCAAGUACGCUCUCAUUUCGAUCGAUGUUCUCCUCCUUACCUAUGUCUUUUAUUUCGACUGCAUUACGGGCUUCGCAGCUAAGGCACCGCAGAAGAUCCUCGAGACGGUCUCAGCCUGGAGUGCCGAAUACAACGCUGUCAUCGAGGAGGACCAGGUGGUGAAGAUAUCCAAGGGCGAGAAUUAA